ACUACAAUUUUAACUUUGAGCUUAAGGUGUGCGCGGACCAGGUGACCCCAGUGACUGAAAAUAUCGUGCUCAAAGACAAAGAAGGCUAUGGGUGAGAUAUAUUCACAUAAAACAAGAAAACAGCAUAAAAACAUUAUAAACGUUAAGCAUAUGAGUUUUUACCUGAGCAGACCCAGACCAACCAAAAAUCCCCUUCUAGAUAUUCAUGAAGCUGCAUUACAGAAAUAAAGAAAGGAAAAAAAAUUAAAUAGUAGCAGUGUACCCAUCUUCAAUAUCUUCUGUUCAAAUAUCUGCGCUUAUAAAGUUUAUUGAAGUUCUGUUUCAUCUAUCUGCACAGAUUAUUCUGGUAAACUCGAUUAAUUGUUCUUCUUUUAUUGUCUGGUGACCUCCUGAUUAUUCUCGUUAGUACUACUUUCAAUGGCUGCGUGCCUUAAACUGAAGUUAUACUCACAUUCUGCUAACAGUAAAUCGCAGCAAAGAAUACCCAUUGAAAACAGUGUGUUCCGACUUGUCAUUAUUGCCCAGUCCUCGUCUUCUUCAUCUUCAUCAUCGUCUUUCAGUAAUGGGAAACGAAACAAAAAACCCUUUUUAGAGGCGGGGCUUUCGAAACCCUCUAUCACCGAGAAAGAAAUCCUGGCACUCACAAAAGAGAAGGAAACUGCAUUUGCAGAUUUCUUGAAGCUGAAGGAAGAUGAAUUAAGUGAUGAUGGUAUCAGUCAAAUUGUGGAUGCUGCCACUGAUCUGAAGAAGAAAGUGAAAUUGAUGAUUAAGAGAGGAGGGUUUUGGAAGAAAAUUGGUUCUCCGUCGAGGAAAAUCUUUGGUAUUGUGGUGCUCAACAUUCUCACUGUUAUUUAUGCUAGCAAUAUUCCCGUCAUAAAAGAAGUAGAAGCUGUUGUAGAUCCUUCAUUAUUUUCUGUGGCUCGAUUUACAGUUGCAACAGUUCCGUUUAUACCAUUCAUGUUCCAAACACGGAGGGAUGUUGGAAUCCAAAUGGCAGGACUUGAAUUAGGACUCUGGGUCAGUGGAGGUUAUCUUUUGCAGGGUAUUGGACUUCUUACUUCAGAUGCAGGCCGUUCUUCAUUUAUUGCAGCAUUAACAGUAAUAGUUGUGCCUUUGCUAGAUGGUCUUUUUGGAGCAAGGAUACCAAAGAUUACAUGGUUUGGGGCAACAGUGGCCCUUCUUGGAAUUGCCCUCCUCGAAUCAAGUGGAUCUCCCAUUACUAUCGGGGAUUUUUGGAAUCUUUUGAGUGCCAUAUUUUUUGGUAUCCAUAUGCUUCGGACUGAACAUUUUUCUAGAAAUACAAGGACAGACAAAUACCUAGGACUUCUUGGAUAUGAGAUUUCUGUGAUAGCAUUUGUCUCAGCCAUCUGGUACUGGUGGGCCAAUGACAUGCUGAGUUUUAAUUUUAUGCAUUUGGAGGAUGUAAAUUGGAUGGACUCGUUGCAAAACUUGGUUACUCUUCCUUGGCUGCCAAUAAUCUAUACAGGAUUUUUCUCAACUGGAUUUUGUUUAUGGGCAGAGCUAGCAGCAAUGCGGGAUGUUUCAGCAACAGACACAGCCAUAAUUUAUGGUCUAGAGCCCCUUUGGGGUGCCGCUUUUGCAUGGAUUCUACUUGGUGAAAGGUGGGGCCCAACAGGCUGGCUGGGAGCUGUUUUAAUUCUAGGUGGAAGCUUCACAGUUCAGUUAUUUGGGUCAUCUCCAAUGAAACCAUCAACGCUAUCAUCUAAAAGCCCAUCAGAAUUAAAGGACAGGGAUAUUGAAUGAAACGACACAUAAGCUGAACUCUGAUAUUACACAAAGGACUAGAACAAACAAUUCAAAGAGAUAAAAUAGCACGACACUUGCAUGAGCAGAAAAGAUGAUCCUUUAAAUUAGCAUGUGAUUUUUGCUGAUUGGAGAUGGGCAAGCAACAUUUGAGAUUGGAUCUUUUUACCAAAUGGAUUGAAAAAAAGAAAUUGUAUUAUUUGUAAAAUUGGAAUUGGUGAUUUCAGCUAUUGUACUGCAGUCUGAUCCUUUGUGCGAGUAAGCACUAUGUUGUAUGAUCUUGCAUGUAACCUUUGAGGCACUUGCAUGUGCCAAUAAACCAAAAAAAUACAGAUAUUCCAUCAUCCUGCAGAUUUGUCGACUUGCAUUUAUAGUUUAGCAGUUUCCCAAUGUUCUGGGAAAAGUGGAUCAAGAAAAGCAAUUUGGGAAUGCUCCUCUAAAACAAAAUAACAAAGGAAUGUGGCUGGGGUUCCUUGGAAAAGCAGCAACAGAAGAGCAGAGUACUUCCAUAGCAAGGAAGGCUCAUUGAUGUAUAAAAGGUCCUUCAUGUACUAUUAUUGGGCAACGGGACAUGACUUCUCUAAAAUAAAACAUCAAUUGUUGUGCACC
Molecule: messenger RNA, 2373 nt
Organism: Cryptomeria japonica (Japanese cedar)
Lineage: Eukaryota; Viridiplantae; Streptophyta; Pinopsida; Cupressales; Cupressaceae
Exons: 7
Coding region: 418-1764 (448 amino acids)
Cellular component (GO): membrane
Source: RefSeq, a predicted model, not a curated record